This is a messenger RNA of Microthlaspi erraticum, 366 nucleotides long. The record is from the annotation of a GenBank genome assembly. Lineage: Eukaryota; Viridiplantae; Streptophyta; Magnoliopsida; Brassicales; Brassicaceae.
AUGGAAAGUAAAGCUAUUAUCUCACUGUACUUAAUUAUUUCCCUUUGUGUUGUCACUUUUGUCACUCAAGGAGUAGCUCAAACGCAAACGCCACCGACCAUUCCAGGGCUUUUUCCACCUGGCUUAGUACCUGUUGAUCUCGUAAAAUGUUGGUCGUCUCUCUUCACUGUUGAAGGAUGCGUGCUCGAAAUCUCAAAGUCCAUUUUCUCUGGAAAAUUUGAAAAUGUUGAAGCCGCAUGUUGCAAGGUGUUUUCAUCAUUAGAUGCAAACUGUUGGUCUCAAAUGUUUCCUUUGAAUCCUUUCUUCCCUCCUCUCCUCAAGGACAACUGCGCCCGCAUCGUUCCAAACUCCAAUACGCACAAAUGA